AUGUCGAGUCUGUUUUUCACAGAUUUCGAGUGCGCGGGCGACGAGGUGCUGGUCGAGUCAUCGCCGCCCGCCUCGCCGGAUAUGGCGGCGAGGCUAGCCGCCCCUACCCAGGGCGCCGCCACGUCGGCUGGGGACACCUCCCCUACCACCGUGCGGGAGCUCAUCGUGAUCCCGGAGCUGCCGAGUUCCAUACACCUGCAGCACGCCAUUCAGCAGGUCUCCAACAACGUGGUGGAGGUGAACGGUGACAGCUCCGGCCAGUCCAGCCCGAAUGCGGAACAGCAUACGUACAUCGCUGUGACAAUGCAGGGGGCAUGGAAGGACGGUGACGCUUCCCAAGUCAAGGCGGAGGACCUCAGCGACCAGGAAAGCGAGGGUGGUAACGGUGUCAACUACCACGUGCAGUAUGUGGAGCCGCAGGAGAUAUACACUCAAGGCGCGCAGGGCCACAUGGAGCCGCUGCGCACGUACCCCGUGUACGGCGUGGCGAGCGUGGCGAACGGGUCCGUGGCCGGCGUGGGCGUGGCCGUGGAGGGCGUGGCCGUGGAGGGCGCCGCGGAGGGCGCGUGGGCGGGCGAGUUCGCCUUCAGCGGCGCCUCCGGGGAACCGGACGCGCCCACCUCGCCCGGCCCCUCGCCCCGCAUGCCCCCCGCCACCGUGCAGUGGCUGCUCGACCACUACGAGACGGCCGAAGGCGUCUCGUUGCCCCGUUCGACUCUGUACGCCCACUACUUGCGGCACUGCACCGCGCACCGGCUGGAGCCGGUGAACGCGGCGUCGUUCGGCAAGCUGAUCCGCUCGGUGUUCGUCGGCCUGCGCACGCGCCGCCUCGGCACGCGCGGCAACUCCAAGUACCACUACUACGGGAUACGCGCCAAGCCGGGCCACGAGCCCGCGCCCUCGCCCGCCGACAAGCACGACCUCUCCGAACACGAUUCGCAGGAGGAGCGCGAGCCGGAGCCGUCGGUGGGCGCGGGCCCGGUGGGCGGGAUCGGGAUGCACCGGCAGUACCUCGGCUGCGCGACGCCGCCGGACCCGCCGCCGCUGCGCCUCGACCACCUGCCGCCCGACGUGCCCCCCGAGGCGGCCGAGGCGCUGCGCAGGCACCACCGCGAGCACGGCGCCGAGUUCCUCGCGGCGGUGGCGGCGCUGGACGUGGGCGCGGUGGAGCGCGCGCGGCGCGCCUUCUGGCGCCGCCCGCUGGCGCUCUGCCGGCGCACGCUGCUCAAGCUGUUCGCGCGCGACGACGUGGCCCACUGGCUGCGGCGCGCCGACCUGCAGCUGCACCAGCGCGCCGUCGACCUGCUGCUGCCGGACGUGCUGCGCCCCAUACCCUCGCAGCUCACGCAGUCGAUCCGCAACUUCGCGAAGAACGUGGAGUGCGCGCUGUCGGAGGGGGGCGGCGCGGCGGCGGGGGCGGCGGGGCGCGCGCAGGCCGCCGCCGCGGGCGCGCUCUCGGCCGCGCUGCGCCGCUACACCUCGCUCAACCACCUGGCGCAGGCGGCGCGCGCCGUGCUCACCAACCACACGCAGAUACAGCAGAGGCCCAACAUAAGAAAAAAACUUAUUAAAUAUAUGCUGUCGGACCUGAAUCGCGUGGACUUCCGCGUGGUGCGCGAGCAGGCGGCGUGGGCGUGCGCGUGCGGCGUGGGCGCGCACGCGCACCGGCUCGAGGCCGACUUCAAGGCGACGCUCGGGCGCGGCGCCUCGCUCGAGCAGUGGGCCGCCUGGCUGGAGGGCUGCGUGAGGGGGGCCUUAGCGCCGCACGAGCGCCGCAAGGACUUCACGGCGCGCGCGCGCCGGCUGCUGCUCGACUGGUCCUUCUACUCGUCGCUCGUCAUACGCGAGCUCACGCUGCGGUCGGCCGCCUCGUUCGGCUCGUUCCACCUGAUCCGGCUGCUCUACGACGAGUACGUGUCCUUCCUGAUUGAGCGGCGAGUCGCCGCACAUUGCAGGCUGCCGCAGAUCGCCGUCAUGCAGCGGGCUCUGGAGGAGGACGAGGAGGUAGCGAGGGAGGGGGCGCGCGGUUCGGACGAGGGCGGCGAGCGGAACGGGCACGGGGAGGCAGACGGGGAGGGUGGCGGGGCCAAGGCCGAGGAGAACGAGCUGGAGCCGGAGCCCGACCGCGACUGGGACUGGGACGACGACGACGAGGACGAGGACGAGGACGCGCCGCACCAGCCCGGCCUCAAGAGGCCCAAGCUCAAC
Molecule: messenger RNA, 2208 nt
Organism: Iphiclides podalirius (scarce swallowtail)
Lineage: Eukaryota; Metazoa; Arthropoda; Insecta; Lepidoptera; Papilionidae
Source: the annotation of a GenBank genome assembly